AUGGGUCUUCCGGAUUUCUUGAAGUUUGUCGCGCGUGCAUCGCCAGCUGCGCUGUGUCGAAUCCCAAAAGGUGGUGGCGUGGCGACACUGUGCUUUGACUUUGUCCUUAUUGAUGCCACAAACGCCCAUCAAACCAUCGGGCUCGAAACACUGGCGGAGUUCCUGAAACAACCGCAGCUGCAGGUGAGACGAGCGAUCAUCUUUGCCAUGGAUGCGCAGCGGCACCGCGCUGGAACGUCACGGAGCCACCGCACUCACACAACGGUAAUUGACGCAGAUGUUGCUAUCCAACAGCUAUGUUGUGAGUUGGAACGGCACUACAGGCAGCGUCCAGGCGGUGCAUCGCUGCAAAUCCUCAUCAGUGGUCGGCAGGUCGCUGGAGAGGCGGACUACAAGAUACUUGAUAUGCAGAGGCAGCUUGUCACUCAAGCACUCGCCGCUGGUGCAGAGGUGCCGACGUUUUGCCUCAUCUCUGAGGACUCGGACGUGCUCUGUGGGGCCCUCUGUGGGCCAGCGCCGCACACCGUGUCGAUUGCAACAAAGCUCCACGACACAAUGUUUGAGAUGUGUGUUUUGCGCUUGACGCACGUCUUGGCAUACAUCGCAGUGUGUGUGGAGGCGCUUAGCGGCGAGAAUGAAGAAGCGACGGGGCCGCCGCUCGAUACCAACACGCCAAUAUCAAAAAGUGAACAGGAAAAACUGGAUGUGGUGGCGGUGGAGGAGGGAGAGGAGGAAGAGGAUGUGGUUCGCCGCAAAAAGCAGGACGGCCCUAUGGUGGCCACCGGUGCCUGUGUUGCGCUCAGCGAUUCUGAUAGCGACGGAGAGGAUGGUGAGGAAGCACCAGUGCAGACGCUUCCCACCUCUCCGCCUACCAUCACGGCACAACACAUCUCCACAGCAGAGAUUCUGCAGAACAGCUGCGUGGAUCUAGUAUUUCUCUUUGUCGUCGUCAUGGGCAACGGUGGUAAUGUUCCACCUGUUAUUCGCGGGGUGACAAAGGUGGACAUUCAGUCCUGUUGGAAGAUGUACUGCCAAAUGAAAUACAACACCGCUGAGCCUGGGCGCGAGAAGGAGAUGGGGCGUAGCCUGCUCUGUCUCCACGACGCGGUUGAACGUACUGAGCAGCAGUCAAAUAGGAUUGCCUCCGUUGUGGUUGACUGCUCGUUUUUGCGCGGUAUUCUAGAGGCAACACACUAUGCAGACACACAAUCACGCCCUCCCGUUGAAGAGGAAAAAGAGCGGGCUUUGCUGUUUCUCUCCCAGGCUGUCUAUACUACAAUGCGAUACAUAAUCGCAUGUAACCUUCAUCCCGGCGUCACACUGAAAGAUACGUUUCUAGACGCUCGGCCGCUGAUGGAGACGGAGGUCGCAGUGCCAAGUCUUGCUGCCUUUCUCUGGGUGCUGGGACAGUCAAGGAAAAAGACGUUGUACUUCCCAUUGGUUGGUUUGGCGACGGAGGGAGUACUUUCGAGUGCUCCAAAAGGAAUGUCAGCCGUUGAGGCAGCUGUGACGGCUGCACAAUCUCUUGGUAAACAGAACGAAAGUAAUGUGAUGCUGCAAUGUGAUGUGGCCAAUACACUUGUGACUUCGGGAGCUGGGACGUCACAUACUGUGCAAUUGCAAAGUCUUUUCCUCCAGAGGAUGCCAUCAAGUUCUCGGAAAGGUAUCGUGGCUUGCAUCAACGAUUACAUCGAGAGAAGUGCAGGGGCUGGCGAUGCCCCCACUGCACCAAGAUUGGCGCUUUUUUCUCGUCUUAUAGCGACGUGGCAGCGUACUGUAGCCCCGCACAUCUCGACGUUGGAAAACGUUGCGCGGCGUGAGCACUUUGUCUCUCCUUUUACUGGAACUGUUAUGGGUGGGGAUGUGGCGUCCACUUCCGCAGGCGGUGGGCCAUCGAACCGAUCCAAAGACGUCAAGAUGUCGUACAGCUUCGAGCUACGCCGUAUGGCUCCUGUACUAUCAAGCCACGACAAGACGCGUGCCGGUGCCUCCACACAGAAUUCAGCCCUCUUCCAUGCACUGCGCGUGUCGUAUGAUUAUGUGCAAGCACCUCCUCAGGCACUGUCAGCAAAUGCUGUCGAUCCCACUGCAUCCAUGCCCACCGUGGGGAGGAACAAGAAGAACAAGCCACACCUUCGGGGAGACCAAAGAGAGGCACCCGUGGCAACGACAGUAGCAGACGGUACUGAUGGUGACGACGACACGCAACCCCCCAAAAAGAGGACUAAGACUGUGCCAGCCUCAGAUGCCCCGAACACCAAUGAGAUGGAUGGAGAUCACCCAGGCAAGUACCGGCGUCCUGGUAAGAAGGAACGAGAAAAGUUGAAGCGGAAGUAUAAGAGCUGA
Trypanosoma grayi is the source of this 2346-nucleotide messenger RNA. RefSeq lists its product as hypothetical. The transcript has a single exon. NCBI's taxonomy places the organism in Eukaryota, Euglenozoa, Kinetoplastea, Trypanosomatida, Trypanosomatidae. The record is from RefSeq and is a predicted model, not a curated record. The coding region runs from base 1 to 2346 and encodes 781 amino acids.